UCCGCCGAUAUAAGCGACCUCUUUGUUCUGGUUUUGAAACCGCGGCGAUUUGACACAUUCGACCAACACUUGACACUUUCGAAAGUAUCUAUUUUUAAAUUAAGUCCAAAAUAAUUGCCAAUUUCUAAAAUAAACAUAUUAAAAGGAUCAAAGUUCUUACAAAAUGAUGAAAUGAACAGUUCAAUUUUUUUCCUUUCAGAGGCUUCAAAAAUUGAUUUUGUACACGCGUCAAUAAAGACUCGGUACCCUGAGAAGCACCGAAGAAAAAUCGAUUUGACACGUCAAGAUGAGUUCCUUGGAAAAGUGUGGUAAGGAUCGCACUAGAGAUGGUAAUGGCAAAGCAAAAGGGGUGUGCGAUAUUGGUAAACAAAGAAGGUCCAAAGAGCUUGAAUGCACUCGUGAUACCCCGAGCAAAGAUGAAUCAUUGAUGUCGGAGAAAGGGCAACCUUCGAGUGUAACCUGUGGAAAUAUGGCGACUAACAAUGACUUUGAUCCAACAGAACACCAACACAUCAGAUAUAACCCUCUGAAAGGAGAAUGGAUAUUGGUAUCCCCGCAUCGUAUGAAACGUCCUUGGGGAGGGCAAGUAGAAGAUAAUCUCGACGAAGAGCUUCCCGAAUAUGAUCCAAAGAAUCCAUUGUGUCCUGGAAACGUUAGGAGCAGUGGUAAAGUGACUCCACCUUACCGCAACACAUAUUCAUUUGAAAAUGACUUUCCCGCACUGUUGGAGUCUGUUCCAAGUCCGCCAGAAUCUUCGGACGAGCUUUUCAAGAUUGGUCCAGCAACGGGAAAUUGUAAAGUGAUGUGCUUUCACCCAAAAUCGAACGUUACCAUCGCUUUGAUGAAAGUUGAAGAUAUCAAAGAAGUAAUAAAACAAUGGAUACUCGAAAUGCAUGAACUGAGCAAAAAAUGGGCCUGGGUACAAAUAUUCGAGAAUCGCGGGGCUAUAAUGGGAUGUAGUAACCCUCAUCCGCACUGCCAAAUUUGGAGUAGCUCAUUUCUGCCCUUUGAAGCCCAGAGAAAGGACAAAUUUCUCUGCAACUACUACCGCCGUCACCAAAAACCGCUUUUGAUUGAUUAUGUACGAAAAGAGAUUGAUAGAAAGGAACGUAUCGUGAUUGAGAACUGCGACUGGGUAGUUGUUGUCCCAUAUUGGGCGCAGUGGCCUUACGAGACUAUGGUGUUACCCAAAAGACAAGUAAUCAGAAUGCAAGAUCUGACGGCAAGUCAACAAGAGUCUCUGGCACUUAUAAUGAAGCGACUGUGUACCAGAUACGAUAAUUUAUUCCAAUGCUCCUUCCCUUAUUCAAUGGGAUGGCAUGGUGCUCCGACUGGCCAAUACUUGAACGAGGACUAUCGCUACUGGACAUUUCACGGAAUAUAUCUCCCACCAUUGCUCCGUUCUGCAACGAUAAAGAAGCACAUGGUCGGAUAUGAACUCUUGGCACAAAGUCAGCGAGAUUUAACGCCUGAACAAGCAGCUCAAAAACUUAGAGCAGUAUCAGACGCUCAUUACAGACAUCCCGAAAUGAGUUUGCCACCUGACGAGCCUGCUAAAUUUUGUGUGUGCAAUCCCCCUGAAGCAUCUAAGUCAUAGAGGCUAGUCAAUUAGGAAAUUAGAGUGAUUCUGACAUACAUUUCACUAUCUGCCAAUUAUCACUUUUUAAAAUAUUGACUAUAUAUUUUUUGACGAUUGUAUAGAAAAGAUAUACGUGUAAAUAGGAAAUUAAAGGAGGUUUAUCAACGA
Neodiprion fabricii is the source of this 1747-nucleotide messenger RNA. RefSeq names its product probable galactose-1-phosphate uridylyltransferase (gene Galt). The transcript is spliced from 8 exons. Gene Ontology annotation, biological process: beta-D-galactose catabolic process via UDP-galactose, Leloir pathway. Gene Ontology annotation, cellular component: cytoplasm. Gene Ontology annotation, molecular function: UDP-glucose:hexose-1-phosphate uridylyltransferase activity; zinc ion binding. Lineage: Eukaryota; Metazoa; Arthropoda; Insecta; Hymenoptera; Diprionidae. The record is from RefSeq and is a predicted model, not a curated record. The coding region runs from base 287 to 1597 and encodes 436 amino acids.